CCUCUCAUUCUCCAGUUUACAACAAGCUCUUCUUACUUUUGACUACCAUCAACGUUCCCGUGUCGUUUUGUCCCUCUGCGUGCUAUAUAUUUCAGUAAACAAUGAAGAGUGCGCUCAUGAAAGCCGGCGUCAACCACGUCAUCUCCACAGCACCAAAACCGAAACCACCAGGAUCCGAUCUUGAAGCGCACCCGCAACAGAAGCGAAAGUACUUUUGGCAAAAGAAACAAGACCCUUAUCAAUUCCUUACAGCCCAUGAACGCAAGAUUCUGCAUAAAGUCAAAUCCCGAGCGCAUACAUUGGACAGUGGGUUGAAUUGCUGUUGCUGUCAAAUUGGACUUGACCCCAUCAUUGGGUUAAUACCGGUCAUUGGGGACUUUGCUGGCUUAGUAUUGGCGCUAUACUUGGUUCAGACUGCAGCACAAGUAAACCUGCCACAAUCCAUUGUCAGCCAAAUGAUGAUGAAUAUCAUUGUCGAUUUUUUUAUUGGUAUAGUGCCUGUUGUGGGAGAUCUAAUGGAUGUCAUGUACAAGGCAAACACGCGGAAUGCUAUAUUACUGGAAAACUAUCUCAAUAAGCAACAAUUGAAACGGCAGCAACAAGGGGAAGCAGGAGCAGUAGGAGGCUCAUCGUCGUCUCAUCCACAGCUGGAUCAACAUCGACCGUUAUUACAAGACCAUUCUUCAGCACCACCCGAUCCACCUGCUUCUUCAUCAUCAGCACCACCCGCUUAUAUACAACAGCAACAUCAGCAAAAAGACAAACAUAAGCAACAACAAUCAAACAAUCCGCAUCUCUAUUGAUCAUCAAUACCUUAGCAUUUUUGUAUACGUAAAAUUUAUUAUACUCUUAUAUUAUGUACGAUCACCCUUCUGUGAGGGUUCUACUAUUCAACUACAUAUCACCAACCUCAAUAAAUACAUCACUUACUAUCAUUCACACAUACACUAUUGGCUAUGUUUUAAUAGUUUUCUCCCCGCGUUACGAGAUAUAGAGAGAGAGAGAAAAGAGAAAGAGGAAGAGAGGGCUAAAUACAAAAAAGAGUAGUAGUGGUAGUAAUAAAAAGGAAAAAAUGUCAU
Molecule: messenger RNA, 1079 nt
Organism: Zychaea mexicana
Lineage: Eukaryota; Fungi; Mucoromycota; Mucoromycetes; Mucorales; Lichtheimiaceae
Exons: 3
Coding region: 102-803 (233 amino acids)
Source: RefSeq, a predicted model, not a curated record